AUACUAGAAUGAAAUAAUAGAAAAAGGGAUAUGAACGGAACAAAAUAGACUUCCAAGAUAAAUAAAGAAAGAUGGAAGGCCAUCAUCGGAGAACUGUUAUAAGGUCGAAUAGUUAUAUGAGCGGACCUAUAGAGACAAGAUCUCCUGAAUAUUUAAGGUCUAACCUUGCACACUCACAAUACCGCCUGAACAGGUCAACUUCCUUCCUACACAAUAUUUCUGCAUCUAGAGACUUUCAUAAUCCCUCCGCCGCCUCUAGAGAUUUAAACCAUCUCUCCGCCUCCAGAGAUGCACACAACCUCUCCGCCUCCAGAGAUGCACACAACCUCUCCGCCUCCAGAGAUGCACACAAUCUCUCCGCCUCCAGUGAUUUACACAAUUCUUCUACGGCCGAUAUACCACAGAAUUCAACUCUCAGGUUAAGCACUAAACUGGCUCCAGAUGAAGCCAGAACAUUCUUUAAUGGCGAGGAGGAUUUCUCCACAUCGACUCCAAACCCUGAACAAAUGAUUGGUGAUACAAAUACAGGUUCCCAACUGGAGAAUGAAUAUGAAGGUCGUCAUACUUUACCGAGAGAAAAUGGAGGUCAUCAUGAUUUACGACAAAAUGGAGGCUAUAAUACCUUUAGUAAAAAUGAAAUAUCUAAUGGAGGUAACAAUUUGAGUAGAACUGGAGUGUCUAAUGGAUAUAAGGGUACAGGAAUGAAUGGAGGCCGAGGUGUAAAUGGAGGUUUGAUAAAGAGAGAGCUCCCUGAACCUCCAAAUCUGCCUCCACCGGACUAUAAUGAAACAAUGGCAGCUAGAAGUAAGGGUACGUUUGGGCGUUCUGUGACAAGACAUGAGUCUGCUAGAGUACCAAUGGUAUCUGUUGGAAUACAUGCUGAUACUAGAGAUGCAAGAUCUGACACAGAUGUUCCAGUUUUUAAAAAUAGAGACUUUUCCACAAUUCCUGGAGAAGUUGUUUUUAAUACAAACGAGCAAAAAACGGCUACCGUUGGACGUGUUCCAAGAGUGAACAGAAUGUCGUCUUUUUAUGGAGAUUUAAAUUCUUCAAGUGCAACGCUAGAGAGGAGUUUUGCUACAUCUGGGGAAGCAUUGGAGAAUACUAAAGGGUCAGUUCGUCUCUCAACAGUAUACAGGGUUGGCAGUCUUCUGCUCAGUGAAGGGGUGUACGGUACAACAAACAAGGCGGUUGUGGAUAUGGGAGGAUCUACUCCAAAUCUUACAGAGUCAAAUACUUUUGUGCCGCCUCUGGAGAAAAAAUCAAAAAGUGGAAUCAUCUUUGGAAGUUCCACUCAAGAAUAUAGUGGAGGAGGUAUGAGAAACUGGUUGUCAGGAUGGGGCUCCGGGCAUCCGAAAGGAACUGUCCCUGGGUCCCUGGGGCCUGUGGGUCCAGGUUUGGGACCGGGAGGGGGUCUCCUGGACCCUAGAAUAGAUGAUAAACAGUCAACACUCUCUAGAUACUGGACAAUGGACAGAUCUUUGCAGCGAAAACUAGGAAAGACAAAUUUUCAGCACAUCAAACGUUUAUGUAGAGAUAGAGGACAACUUUUUGAAGAUCAGGAUUUCCCUCCGACAAACAAAGCUAUUUAUAGUCACAAGAAACCUCAUCUUCAUCCAAUAGUCUGGAUGAGACCACAUGAGAUCUGCCAGAGACCUAAGUUUAUAGCUGAGGGAGCAACUAGGUUUGAUGUUGAACAAGGAGAACUAGGAGAUCCAUGGUUACUGGCUGCUGUUAGCUCCCUUACACUUACUCCCAGGUUUCUGGAUAGAGUAGUGCCUCCAGAUCAAAACUUUGAACAAGGGUACUGUGGGGUAUUUAGAUUUAGAUUUUGGCACUUUGGAGACUGGGUAGAAGUUCUAGUAGAUGAUAGAUUGCCAACGCAUAAGGGUCGUCUUGUCUUCCUCCACUCAACAGAUCCAGCAGAGUUCUGGGCAGCUCUUCUAGAGAAAGCUUAUGCUAAGUUGUAUGGUUGCUAUGAGGCUCUGCAUGGAGGAUUUACAACUAAAGCUCUUCAAGAUCUUACCGGGGGUAUAGUGCAAUCCUUUUCCCUUACAAGUCAAGAUAGACUACUUACUUACCAGGUUUUAAACAGUGCUGUACCUAGGUCUACUCUUCUAAUAGCUAGUAUAAAUAUGGAUAAAACUGACACUAAAAGGCAAACUAGGUUAAGAAAUGGAUUGGUUACCAGACAUGCAUAUAGUGUAACUGGUCUAGCUAGGGUUAGGGGUCAACUUGGGGAUACACAUCUAGUCAGAUUGCGGAAUCCCUGGGGUCGAGGGGAGUGGAAUGGUCCAUGGUCAGAAAGAAGCUGGGAGUGGGACUCCCUCUCAGAGAGAGACAAGGAACUGUUGUCUGUACGUGUACGCAAUGAGGGAGAAUUCUGGAUGUCGUUUGAUGAUUUUGCUAAACAGUUCUCCCAUCUAGAUCUGGUUCAUAUAGGUCCUGACGACUGGAUGAGUGAACCUGCCCUGCACAGCAAGAAACCCUGGCGUGCUGUACUGGCAAGACGUCGCUGGAGGUCUGGUUACAAUGCCGGGGGAGGUCCAGGAUACAUAGAAACAACUGCCAUGAAUCCUCAGUUCCAUAUUCAGAUCCCUAGAACAGGAACAGCUAAAUGCCACGUUGUUGUUUCAGUGACCCAGCAGUACGAAACUAACACACUAAACAACAAGAAGCGAAGAACUCUUCAUCAUAUAGGAUUUGCUGUCUACGAGGUUCCCAGUACAAUGACAAGAUUAACUCCACAAUAUGUUAUAGAACAUAAACCUCUUGAUGUCACCAAUCAUAGUGUAGCAAGGGAGGUGGUUACCUUCUUUACACUUCCACCUGGGGAGUACAUUGUCAUGCCACAGACGAAUGUACCGAACUGUGAUGGAAAGUUUCUUCUGCGAAUACUCACAGAUGAGCAGAGUAAUAUCUGGGAGGUUAAUGAGGACAAUCAGCUUAUCAGAAAUGUCUUGGUUGAAUUUGAGGACAGCCUGAAAUAUACGGAUAGCCGUAUAAUCUUGAACCGCCUUGUCUCAAAAUAUCCUCCUGAUAUUGAUGCCACCAUUCUUCUCAAGAUUCUCAAAGGACACUGGAAGGCGUAUCUGAUAGAGAAACCAAGCCUAGAGCUUUGCCGGCACCUGGUCAUGCUCCGGGACUAUAAUAUUUCAGGACGGAUAAAUUUGAUGGAGAUUCCUGUCCUACUGCAUAUGCUUCAUUUCUGGAAGGCCGCCUUUCUAAAAUUUGAUCGUCAUCAUUCUGGUAAAACCUCCAGCUUUAACCUGAGGUUAAUAUUAUGGGAGGCUGGACUCAGUGUUUCAAACAAGGUUCUUGAAUGUCUAGUUCUCAGGUUUGCUAAAAACCGAUUUGUAUCUUCCGAAUCCUACGUAACUGUUAUGAUUCGUCUUCAUCUGGCACACGAACGGUUCCAUAGUAUUGACACCAAGAUGAAAGGGAAUCCACUUUCUCUUGAGGAAAUGAUUUUGAUGACUAUUUACUCCUAAAAAAAGCUUCGAUGAAUUUGUGAUCAAUUUUUGUUAUAUCAACUCUAAUCAACUUGUUAUCAACUUGUGAUUAAUUUAUUAUUAAUUUGUUGCAUAAAUUGUCAACUCAACUUGUUAUAUACUUUAGAUCUACAUAAGAUUACAUGUGAUCAACUUGUGAUUUAAUGAAUUAAUGAUCAACUUACUAUCAAAAGUGGAUCAGCUUGUGCAAACAACUUAAUUAUUUAGGAGCAACUUUUGAAAAACAAAUUAAAUCAAUUUCUUGUUAAACUUCUGGUCUUUGUUUGAUAGAGAAAAAAAAGUUUUCCUGGUAAAAAGUAUUAAGAACAUAAUCUUUUAAAUUUUGUCUCUUUUUACUGAGGAAACGUCUCUGAAUGUAAAUUUGUAAACACGAUUUUCAAAGUUAUUUUUCUUUCUCUUUCUAAUUGUCUUCUCUAAGCUUUUGAUAAGAUGGUUUUCAUAAUUUUUAACGAAACCAAUGUCUAAAAAUUUGUAAAAUAAAUUUGAUGCUAAGUCUAAUUAAUGCCCCAAAGAAUUAUAUAAGUCUCUUCUAGUGUGUGAAGAUAAAAUAU
Messenger RNA from Eurytemora carolleeae, 4063 nucleotides. Its product is annotated as calpain-9. Gene Ontology annotation, molecular function: calcium-dependent cysteine-type endopeptidase activity. The record is from RefSeq and is a predicted model, not a curated record. Gene Ontology annotation, biological process: proteolysis. The transcript is spliced from 37 exons. NCBI's taxonomy places the organism in Eukaryota, Metazoa, Arthropoda, Copepoda, Calanoida, Temoridae. Gene Ontology annotation, cellular component: cytoplasm. Bases 72 to 3491 code for a protein of 1139 amino acids.